AUGUACCGACUGAACUUGUUCUCUGCUCGCAUACAGGUUGCUGUACAUAUCUCAUUCUCUCUCUCUCUCUCUCUCUCUAUCUAUCUAUCUAAUUCAGUCUCUUUAUAUCUAUCUACCUACUUCAGUCCAUUCAUAUCUAUCUAUCUAUCUACAUCAAUCUCUUCAUAUAUCAUUCAUAUCUAUCUAUCUAUCUUUUUCAGUCUGUACAUAUCUAUCUAUCUAUCUAUCUUUUUCAGUCUCCUGUUCCUAUCUAUCUAUCUAUCUAUCUAUCUAUCUAUCUAUCUAUCUAUCUCAGUCUGUUCCUAUCUAUCUAUCUAUCUAUCUAUCUCAGUCUGUUCCUAUCUAUCUAUCUAUCUAUCUAUCUAUCUAACUCAGCCUGUUCCUCUUAUUUAUCUAUCUACCUCAGCCUGUUCCUCUUUAUCUAUCUAUCUAUCUAUCUAUCUAAGCCUGUUCCUCUUAUUUAUCUAUCUAUCUAUCUAUCUAUCUAUCUAUCUAACUCAGCCUGUUCCUCUUAUUUAUCUAUCUACCUCAGCCUGUUCCUAUCUAUCUAUCUAUCUAUCUAUCUAUCUAUCUAUCUCAGUCUGUUCCUCUCUAUCUAUCUAUCUAACUCAGCCUGUUCCUAUCUAUCUAUCUAUCUAUCUAUCUAUCUCAGCCUGUUCCUCUUAUUUAUCUAUCUACCUCAGCCUGUUCCUCUUUAUCUAUCUAUCUAUCUAUCUAUCUAUCUAUCUAUCUCACCUGUUCCUAUCUAUCUAUCUAUCUAUCUAUCUAUCUAUCUCAGUCUGUUCCUAUCUAUCUAUCUACCUCAGCCUGUUCCUCUUUAUCUAUCUAUCUAUCUAUCUAUCUAUCUAUCUAUCUCAGCCUGUUCCUCUUUAUCUAUCUAUCUAUCUAUCUAUCUAUCUCAGCCUGUUCCUCUUUAUCUAUCUAUCUAUCUAUCUAUCUAAGCCUUUUCCUCUUUAUUUAUCUAUCUAUCUCAGCCUGUUCCUCUUUAUCUAUCUACCUCAGCCUGUUCCUCUUUUAUCUAUCUAUCGAUCUCUCUAUCGAAGCCUGUUCCCCCCUCUCUCUCUCCAUCUAUCUAUCUAUCCUCUCUAG
Messenger RNA from Acanthosepion pharaonis, 1089 nucleotides. NCBI's taxonomy places the organism in Eukaryota, Metazoa, Mollusca, Cephalopoda, Sepiida, Sepiidae. The record is from the annotation of a GenBank genome assembly.